This is a messenger RNA of Syzygium oleosum, 1485 nucleotides long. RefSeq lists its product as uncharacterized. Gene Ontology annotation, biological process: protein ubiquitination. Gene Ontology annotation, molecular function: ubiquitin-protein transferase activity. The record is from RefSeq and is a predicted model, not a curated record. NCBI's taxonomy places the organism in Eukaryota, Viridiplantae, Streptophyta, Magnoliopsida, Myrtales, Myrtaceae. Bases 197 to 1222 code for a protein of 341 amino acids. The transcript has 3 exons. Gene Ontology annotation, cellular component: CCR4-NOT complex.
CUCGUGCGAUCGCUGCGAGGGGUCUGAAAAAACCGAGCGAGCGAAGCAGAGGUGUUUCCGUUAUCCUAUCUCUCUCUCUAACCCCCAAUCUCUCUCUACAAAUUUUCCUCUCUCUCUCUCUCUCUCCUUCUCCGUCCGUGCGCGAAGCGAACUAGGGUUUCCUGCCGAGGAUCGAUUCCAGCCGAGAGGAGCGGCCAUGGUUUCCGAUUCGAUCACCAAUGCCUCCGCCAAUUCGGCGCCGAACGCCAGGGAUUUCGCCAAGAAGAAGAGGGCCAACAGGUCGGCGAAGCUGAAGCAGUGCAAGCUCGACGCCCGUCGCGAGCAGUGGCUUUCUCAGGUCAAGAAUAAGGAGAGCAGGGAGGAUUGGAAAGGCGAGAAUGGGCAGCGGAGCGGGAGCGGCCAGUCGCUGGAGAAUCUAGGGAUGAGGAGGCGGAGAGAUGACGAGAACGGAUCUGUCCACCAGGACAGCGAUUCCGAGUCUCCGUCGAUCAGUCCGAUCGGCCUCACCGGUGUGUUGAGCGGCAAUAAUUCGAGCGGCAAUUGUACCGGUAGCAGCAGCAGCUGUAGCAGCGGUAGCAGCAUCGGGUGCUUCUCCGGGAGUACUACUGAAGAAGAGGAGGGAGGGGAUGAUGGGUGCUUGGACGAUUGGGAAGCCGUGGCUGAUGCCUUAGCUGCCGAUGAAAAGCCCCAGAAUCCGCCUUUUGAUCCUCCUCCGGAGGGCGAAACGGUUGGCGGAUUGCAGUCUCGAGGAGUGCGCGAGAAGGAGUCGGCGGCUCCAGAUAAUUCUCCAGAUAAUUCGCGGCCUGAGUGCGUUAGAAGGCCUCCGAGAACUGCCACUGCGAACAACCGAGCGUGGAGGCCUGACGAUGCUUUUCGCCCCCAGAGUCUGCCCAAUUUGUCUAAGCAGUACAGUUUCCCCGACACAAACCGGCAUUACGGAAGUGGAGCCAUCCCUUGGGGGUGUAACAAGGCUAUAUCCGUGCCCUCGUCAUGCCCCAUAUGCUUUGAGGAUUUGGACAAGACAGACUCUAGCUUCUUGCCGUGCCUGUGUGGGUUCAGGCUCUGCCUUUUCUGCCACAAGAGGAUCCUCGAGGAAGACGGACGCUGCCCUGGUUGCAGAAAACCAUAUGAACAUGAGUGCAUCAAGGCAGAGCCAAGUUUGCUUGAAGGGAGUCAGGCGUUCCGGCUGACUCGCUCUUACAGCAUGAUAACCAGGACAUAGGUUGUCUACGUUGCAAAGAGUUCUGUAUGUCUGGUCUCUCUCUUUUUGACGUGUGUGGAGGGUCUUACUCGUUUUGAUGGAGUUAUAUGUGAUCAUAGGACAAUGUUUUACAGCACCUGAUUUGAACUGUUUCUCUGAUGAAUCUGGUUCUGAACAGUGUGGAAUCUUAGCCAAUGUAGAGAACUCCUGUUGCUAUGUGAAUAGAUAAAUGGUAUAGAAAUUUACUAUUGAGAAAGAAUAAGAUCACGAGUUAUCCUUGUUAA